Musa acuminata subsp. malaccensis (wild Malaysian banana) is the source of this 1119-nucleotide messenger RNA. RefSeq names its product probable glycosyltransferase At5g03795. The record is from RefSeq and is a predicted model, not a curated record. Gene Ontology annotation, molecular function: glycosyltransferase activity. NCBI's taxonomy places the organism in Eukaryota, Viridiplantae, Streptophyta, Magnoliopsida, Zingiberales, Musaceae.
GAUUACGUUCCGCAAGGCCCCUCAUAUAGGGAUGCUUACGCUUUUCAUAGGAGUUAUUUGGAAAUGGAGAAGCUGUUCAAGGUCUAUGUGUAUGAAGAAGGUGAACCACCACUCUUCCACGAUGGCCCCUGCAGGAGCAUAUACUCUUCCGAGGGAAGGUUCAUCCAUGGCAUCGACAUGGACACCUGGUUUCGCACCAGGGAUCCUGAUCUGGCUCAUGUCUUCUUCCUCCCAUUCAGUGUUGUGAAGAUGGUCAAGUUGAUCUACAAGCCCAAAUCCUUCGACAUAUCCCCUAUAACGAGGACCAUUGCUGACUACAUCAGUGUCAUUGCUGAAAGAUACCCAUACUGGAACAGGAGCCUUGGUGCGGACCAUUUCAUGCUUUCCUGCCAUGAUUGGGGGCCUCAUGCCUCCGAAGCUCACUCUCAUCUCUACGGCGACUCCAUCCGCGUGCUGUGCAACGCCAACACAUCCGAGGGCUUCGACCCUCGCAAGGACGUGUCACUCCCGGAGAUCAACCUCAAGACGGACGUCAUGGCCGACAUGAUGGGUGGGCCGUCCGCCUCGCGCCGCCCCGUUCUCGCCUUUUUCGCGGGCGGCGACCACGGCCCCGUCAGGCCGCUGCUGCUGCAGGCGUGGAAGGGCCGCGACCCGUCCGUGCAAGUCCACGAGUACCUCCCCAGGGGCGUCUCCUACUACGCCAUGAUGCGGCGGAGCCGCUUCUGUCUCUGCCCCAGCGGGUACGAGGUGGCGAGCCCCAGGGUGGUGGAGGCCAUCUACCUCGGCUGCGUGCCGGUGACCAUCAGCCACCGCUACGUGCUGCCCUUCAGCGACGUCCUCAACUGGAAGGCCUUCUCGGUGCAGGUGUCGCCGGAGGACAUCCCCGACCUCAAGCGGAUUCUGACGGCGAUAUCGCCCAGGCAGUACAUCAGGAUGCAGAGGCGGGUGAGGAUGGUGAGGAGGCACUUCGAGGUGAACAGCCCUCCCAGGAGGUUCGAUGUGUUCCACAUGAUCCUUCACUCGGUGUGGCUGAGGCGGCUUAACGUCCGUCUUCUUCGCCAUGAGUGAUUCAUGUCGGAAUCCCUUCCUUUUUGCUCACCCCUGCUUUAGGCUGUGGAG